UUGCCGCAGUAAAUACAUCGGUGGUGUGUUGCGGUUGCUUUUAACGUAAACGUUUUGCCUGCUCGUUUGCCGUACUGGUUAGCCAGUGUCGUAGCUACACGAGAUCUCGUGUUAACUUUUUCGGUACGUUUUGGUUAAGUUUAAACGCAUUUGCGCCGUCGUCCGCACGAGUAGCAACGCCAAUUGACGGCGAAGCAUCCGAAAUUUCGAAUUAGCUCAGCGGUUUUUGGCGAAAAUUUCAUUUUUGCCAUUAUCUUUUUUGGCAUCAAUUUGAUACCCGUGCAUAUAGGGGUCUUAUAAAGUGUUGCUUCGGUGUUUUGUGUCUUAUUAUUUUUUUUUUGGAACGGCGCAGUCAUCGUUAUAGUCUUUUGUAGUGAAUUGUUACUGCUGCGAAUGUACGACAGUGUAUAUGUGUGCAUAUAUUUUUUUUAAUAAAACUUCGAGUCGACUUGCCGUUCAUGCUAAACUUGAUUUUUAAGCUGAGCUUGCAAAAAAACAAAAAACGAAAACAAAAACAAAAAUAUGAAACCAUAGUGUUUACGGGCGCGAAUUCCACAUAGAAAAGAAAUAUACGAGCGCAAAAACAAGUCUGUCUGUCUGUUUUUGUUAGCGGACUUUACGAUUAUGAGCUGUGAAAUUGUGUAGUGACAAAGGCAAAAAAGUGCGCAAAUAAUACAAAAUAAUAACAACAAAAUUUUUUAAUUAACAAGAUUUAUGAAUUGUUUGAAGUGAUUGCGACGCGUUAGUGUUGUGGCUCUAGUGCUUUCGGCGACAAAAAAUCUGUGCUAAAGCCAUUAACUUUUUCAAAUCGAGCUUCAUUUAUUUAUAUUGUCCUGGAUUAAAUAUACUUAAAUAGCUCGAUUUUGUGCGCGUUGCAAAUAACUGCGGUUUGGAGAAGUGAAAGAAUAAAAAUUGUGGCAUGAAAACAAAGUGUAAAUAAUAUGACUUCAUAACUGGAAGCAUACACCUGUGUCACUUUAAUCAAUUUUGCUUGGUGAAAUCAGCAAACUGUGUGGCGUAAUUUCAAAAAUUGUUUUCGAAUUAUUGCAACAAAAUGUUGGAUGCCAGCUACUUGCAGGACUAUGAUGUCCCACGUCCACAAGCCAUAAAAAUUCAAAAGAAACUUUAUGCGAAAGCGAUCUAUGACAACAUUGCCGACUCGCCCGAUGAGUUGGCCUUCAAGAAAGGCGAUGUCCUCACCGUCAUAGAACAGGACACAGACGGCCUCAAAGGUUGGUGGCUCUGCUGUUUGCGUGGACGCGAGGGCCUCUGUCCCGGCAAUCGGCUACGCAUAUUAAACUCUUACGAUUCCGGCUGUUAUUCGCUGUCGCCACCGCCCUCACCGUGUCCCUCGCUGGCGCCCAGCCUGCUCACCUUGAACAGCAACUCCACCGCUUGUUAUGAUCAUUUGUCCAUUAACAGCAGUGGUGGCACCAUCAGCAGCAGCGGCAGCAGUAGUCACCAUGCCAGCAGCCAUGCGAACGCCCACAACGGUGUCGGACUGCGCGACAAUCAACAGACACACCUCCUGACACAGCAGCAGCGACAGGGCACACGACGCUCCUGGCAUGUAUCGCCGAAUAAGGUAAUAACACCGCAGCGUUACGGUGAUGUUUACAUCUACAACUGUGCGGCAACAGCAACCCCCUACAGUCGGCACAGUCAGCCAAGUCAACAGUUACAACAACAACAGCAACAACAACUAUAUAGCAACCAAAGUAUAUAUCAGAAUAUCGGCAUGAUGUCGGCGACGGCGUCCAAUGGCAGCGGCAACGGCAGCGAGUUCGAGACCUACGAUACACCAAAACCGGCCACACCGGUCAAUUACGAUUGCCCCAAGAAUGUGUGUCGAACACCAACACAAUUGCGCUUCGGUGACACGACGCUGCACAACAUGAAGGGCUGCUCAACACCCAUACAAGAGGAGUCCUACGAUGUGCCGCGUCCACUGAACACGCUCAUCCAGCAGCAGCAGCACACUUUGACGCCGAGCAGCUCGAACUCUUCGUUGCUCACCAGCGACAGCUUGAGUUUGUCCUUCUCGUCGUCCAAUCGCUCGUCUUUGGCGAAUAUGCCCGACUAUGAUGUGCCGCGACGCAAUCCAUUGCCGGUGCGCGCCGUACAACAGCAACAGCAGCUUUUGCUGCAACAACGCCAAACGCCGACGCAAAGCGUGAACGGUCAGAGCGCCGCUUACGACUUCCCGCUGCCGUCGAAUCUGAGCACGCCACUGGUGGAGAAAUCGUCGCCCAACGCCACGCUAAUGGCCGCCGCGGCCAGCAAGGAGCUGCCGCUGGAACUGUCCUCGGCGCUGUACACGCUGGACAAAUUGCAAUUCGAGGCCAAGACCGCAAUCACAAAAUUGCUCUCCUUUGUCACGCCUAGUUGGCGGCAGCGCGAGAAACUGGAACCCGUGCUGAUGGAUGUCAAAUUGACGGCGGUGCGUUUGCGCACGGCGUUGCACGAUCUCAGCGAGUUCGGCGAAGGCGCGCUAGGCAACGCGACACGCUCCGAAGAUCGCAAUUUGGCGCUGAAGCUGCGACCGCAUGUGCGCGCGCUGCGCGAUGCCGACAAGCUGAUACACGACACCACAGAGACGCUGGACGCGCAGGGUUGGGCCAUCGAGCAGCUGAUGCGCAGCGAAGAGAAAUUCAAGACCAACAACAAACCGCCCGAUAGUCUCGAUCAGCUGAUUGCGUGCGCGCAAACGCUGACCGAAGAUGUGCGCCAAACCACCUCGUUCAUACACGGCAACGCAUCGCUGCUGUUCAAACGCAGUCUGAGCGAGUGCGGCGCCGAUGAGGAGGAGAGCGCGAAAUGCGCUGGCACAACACAAGCGCCACAAACACCCAAUCGCGGCAGUUCGGAGUGGGUGGAAGACUAUGAUUAUGUUUCCUUCGAGUCGAAAGAUGCGGCAGCGCGUAAGAACUCGGCGCUGCGCGAGGCAAUACCAGCCAAUUUGAAGAAAAAUUUCGACACUGUCAUAAAAGCGGCAGAAACCACCGUUAUGGCCGCGUCCAAUGCGCCAACAACGAACGCGAACACGAAGAAGCCCGAGCUAACGGUUAAGGAUAAGAAAUUGGUAUGCUACUAUGCCGUGCAAAUAUCGACGCACAUGGGUAAUCUACAGCAGGCGAUCGACUCCUUUUUGGAGACGGUCGAGAAGAAUCAGCCACCGAAAUUCUUUAUAGCCUAUGGCAAAUUUGUUGUGGUCAGCGCGCACAACCUGGUCACCAUUGGCGAUAUAGUGCAUCGCAAUGUCUCUAAGGCGGAACUGCGGGAAAAGAUAUUACGCUGCACAGACGCGCUCUCGGAGGCGCUCAAGACGUGCGUGCAAAAGUCCAAAAAGGCAGCGGCGCAAUUCCCCAGCGUUACGGCGGUGCAAGAGAUGGUGGACUCUGUGGUGGAUAUAAGUCACCUGGCGGCGGAUCUCAAAGUGGCCAUGCUGCAGGCCGUGCAGCUGAGUUUAUAAGUCGACUUGCGGUCGUACGGCCGCCACUUAUUGUUUGUCAAAGGCUUCCAAAGUCUUCCACAAGUUGGCAUAGAACCCAGCGCUACUUAGGAGUGGGGAAGAUUUUUCUACGAAAUCGCAGCUAAGAUAACUACGUACUACAUAGUGAAUGUGCUUCAAUGCUUUAUGCUUCCAGCAACAAUUUAUAUACAUACAUAUAGAAUGGAGUUAUAGCAUAUAACUGUAAUUUAUAGCACAAGCAUUACAUAAUCGAACGAAGCUGACUGCUAGGCCAAGCGUGCCGACAUAAUCAAAAGCCAAAUUCUUGUCGUUUAAAGCGAAAAUCUUAAACGGUAUUGCAAUAAUAACAAAUACAUACAUAUAUACAAACAUACAUACACCAUAAAUGGACAACUAUUGGAAGAGCAGUUUGUUUUAAUUUAGAAAAUGUGUCCAAAGAACGAACGGAAGGGACUGGCACUUCUUAUACAGAACAACAA
Bactrocera tryoni is the source of this 3951-nucleotide messenger RNA. It is a transcript of the gene p130CAS, whose product is annotated as breast cancer anti-estrogen resistance protein 1. Lineage: Eukaryota; Metazoa; Arthropoda; Insecta; Diptera; Tephritidae. The transcript has 5 exons. The record is from RefSeq and is a predicted model, not a curated record. Gene Ontology annotation, cellular component: plasma membrane; cytoplasm. The coding region runs from base 1055 to 3472 and encodes 805 amino acids. Gene Ontology annotation, biological process: cell surface receptor protein tyrosine kinase signaling pathway; cell migration. Gene Ontology annotation, molecular function: protein binding.